This is a messenger RNA of Heterotrigona itama, 5158 nucleotides long. The record is from the annotation of a GenBank genome assembly. NCBI's taxonomy places the organism in Eukaryota, Metazoa, Arthropoda, Insecta, Hymenoptera, Apidae.
AUGGAAGAUAUGCGUGAACGCGUCGAUUAAAUGUUACCGAGUUCGUAUCAAUCGAUAUAUAUGUAGACAUAUAUGGAAUAUAAAUAUAAUGUAUAUUAUACUUACAUUUAAAAUGAUUAUAUUAUGUUUUACCGAGUGUCAUCAGUAACUACGUAUAUACUUUAUUUUAUAAAUAAAUAAAUGAAUGAAUAUAUAAUAUUUCCAUAGUAUUCAAUUUAUACAAUUCUACUGUUCUAUUCAUAUGCAUGCAUCGCUGUACUAAAUUGUGCUUCAGUAUUAAAAAUAAUUCGCUAGUAAUGAGAUUACAUCUUACGAAUUUUUCUCUUUCUUUUCUCUUAUCUACAAUUGUUUCUUUCUAUAGAUAAAUGAAUAGAUGGAUCAGCAAACGAAUGAACGUUCAAAUAUGUAUGUAAUGUAUCAUAGCUGGAAUAUGACCGACCUCGACUAACAGUGACACGUAACAGUGCGCUCAUUUCGAGAUAAAGCUGAACACAUGCGUGUCCCUUACAUAGGCAAUAUGCGUGUGCUCACUUACGCAAGUAACACACAGAUACAGUCAGCAGAAAGAGGACUGCUUACUUCUGUAAAAAAAAAAAAAAAAACAGAAAAACUCCGAAAUUAUGUUAUCACAUCACGUUGAAUUAACUUCUAUGCGUUUGAAUUCAUCGAUUGCGACUCUAUUUAAAAUAAUCGACUUCACUGUGCGUAUUCAUUUAUUUCGAGUUUCAUCAAUUCCAAACCACUCGCGACAAUUUAAUUGAUCAAAACUGAUUAGUUAGUUACACGUUAGUUACCUUAUAGAUACAUAUUUCCGUAACAUUUUUUCCUAUUGAUAGGACAGCAUCUAUUGAAAAAGAAGCAGAAACAUUUAUUAAGAAAAAAAAAAAAGAAGCAAAGGUACUAAUAGCGCAACAAGCAGAUAGAUAAAAAGAAAGAGAAGAAGGAAUAGGAAAAGAAAAAGGUGGAGAGAAAGAAAGAGAGAAGAAUAGAAGAAAUAUGUAGCUGAGGGAAAAAGAUAGAAGAGUAGAGAGAAACACAGAGAGAGAUGGAUAAUAGACUAGAGAAUGGAAGGAGGUGUACUGAGAUGCGCAGUCGUAUCGAUAUAGAAUUGCUCGUGACGUGUCCGUUGAGUGGUCGCGCGUAGUCGCCGGUUGUUUUCUUAUGUUCAACGCGUUCGAUCAUUACACGGUUCUCCUUUCGAUCGAUCAGUCUAUGCUUCGAAAAUAAAAUUAAAUUGCCAAGUUCUUCAGGAUCGAAUCAUUUCUAAAAUUUAGUACGUGAAUCAGUUCUAAUACGUAUAAGUUGUACGUGCUGUCAAACGUCGUGCCGUAUGAUAGUGUCAGUGUUUGAUCGUGCUUGUCACUGCUUGUGCAUUUUACUAGAAUCAGAUUGAGAGGUUAGAUUUAUUUCAUGCUCUCCUCCCAAAUUUUCAUCAUACUUUCUUCUUCUCUUGUUUCGUCUCAUUAUAAAUAUGUGUAAUACAAUACAUGUAAUGCACAUAACGUUUGAUCGUAAAACUAUCUGUAAUUUAUUUAAAUUAUCAGAAACAGAAGGGAGAAAAAGAACGACUUCCGUAAUUUGUUACGUCAAAGCUGUGAACGAACGUCAAAGCUGAAUUAUUAAAUACGAAUUAAGCAAGAUUAUGAUCUUAUCUUUCAUUUCUUCAAAUAAAAAAUGUUCAAAAACAUGAACAUAUCUGCUUCUAAUACAGAUAAUGAUUAUAGCAUAUUGUUAUAUUUGCAGAACCAUCUUUUGACGAAAUGUUUAGCUGGUUAGGUCGAGACGAUAGUAGUAAACAGGAUAUCUUUGAAAAUGUUGCUGACGGCCUUAAAAAAAUAUACAAAUCUAAAUUGCUACCACUCGAGCAACAUUACCAAUUUCAUGAUUUUCAUUCACCUCAACUUGAUGAUCCGGACUUUGAUGCAAAACCCAUGAUCCUUUUGGUUGGGCAAUACUCUACUGGAAAAACUACCUUUAUCAAGUAUUUGCUAGAACGAGACUUUCCUGGAAUAAGAAUCGGACCUGAACCAACGACAGAUCGCUUCAUUGCAGUUAUGUAUCAUGAAAAUGAACGUGUGAUCCCUGGGAAUGCUUUAGUUGUUGACCCAAACAAACAAUUUCGUCCUCUUUCCAAAUUUGGGAAUGCGUUUCUCAAUAGAUUUCAAUGUUCCACUGUUGCAUCUCCUGUUUUAAAAGGCAUAUCUAUAGUUGAUACACCUGGUAUUUUAUCAGGCGAAAAACAAAGGGUUGACAGAGGUUAUGAUUUUACUGGUGUUAUGGAAUGGUUUGCUGAGCGAGUAGACAGGAUCAUUUUACUAUUCGAUGCGCACAAGCUUGAUAUUUCUGAUGAAUUUAGAAGAUUGAUUGAAGCAUUACGUGGUCAUGAUGAUAAAAUUAGAAUUGUACUCAAUAAAGCUGAUAUGAUUGAUCAUCAACAGCUGAUGAGAGUAUAUGGAGCAUUGAUGUGGUCCUUAGGGAAAGUUUUACAAACUCCUGAAGUAGCUAGGGUAUAUAUUGGCUCAUUUUGGGAUCAGCCUUUGAGAUAUGAUGUAAAUAAAAGGUUAUUUGAAGACGAAGAACAAGAUUUAUUCAGAGAUAUGCAAUCAUUGCCUAGAAAUGCGGCACUUAGGAAACUCAAUGACUUGAUUAAACGCGCACGAUUAGCGAAGGUACACGCUUAUAUAAUCAGUGCUUUAAGAAAAGAUAUGCCUAGUAUGUUUGGUAAAGACACUAGAAAGAAAGAACUUAUCAAAAAUUUAGGUCAAAUUUAUGAUCAAAUACAAAGGGAACAACAAAUAUCGCCUGGCGAUUUUCCAGACUUGAAAAAAAUGCAAGAAUCCUUAGCUCACCAUGAUUUUAGUAAAUUUAAUUCUUUGAAACCUAAGUUAUUAGAAGUAGUCGAUAAUAUGCUUGUUAAAGACAUUGCCCAACUCAUGGCCAUGAUCCCUCAUGAAGAAGUCAGCACAACAUCAGACUCACUUGUUAAAGGUGGUGCAUUCGAAGGUGUGGAAGAUCAAGUGAGUCCAUUUGGAUAUAAACGAGGAGAAGGUAUCGAUGCUGGUGCAGGUGAACCAGAAUGGAUUGUUAAUAAGGAAAGAUAUAAAUAUAAUUUGAUAUUCGAAAAGCUUGGUCCAUGUGAUGGAAAAAUUUCAGGAGCGGCGGCAAAAUCGGAAAUGGUAAAAUCGAAAUUACCAAAUAAUGUACUUGGUAGAAUUUGGAAAUUAUCUGAUAUCGACAAAGAUGGAUUUUUGGAUUCUGAUGAAUUUGCCUUAGCAAUGCAUUUAAUUAAUGUAAAACUUGAAGGUUAUGAUCUACCUGCAGAGUUACCGGAUCAUUUGAUACCACCAUCGAAACGAGAUACAUAAUUUAGCUCCAAUAUUGUACUCAUCUUUGAUGUCUGUUCACUAUGUUGACGUAUGUUUGGUAUAUGUUUGAUGCGCACAUUAUACGACUAUAUUUAUUAAUUUGCCAAACACAUUGAUCAAUAUUGCUGUUUCUCAAAUGUUCGAAAAAGUACGUGAUAUCUACGUAUUUUAUUUCAGUAAAUAUCUUUAUUAACUAAUUAAAAUAUGAAAAUAUUAGAAAAAAUUUUUUUUUUAAAUUUUAUUAUGAAAAAAAACGAAGUAAUGUAUAACAAUCAUUUCACUGUUCUGUGCUCUCAAAGAAAACUACUUUUUCGAGCUAGGUUUUUUAUUUUUAAAACACUUGAAUUUUUUAUCAUGUUUCAAGUGUAAAUUAUAUUUAUUUUUUCUAUUUCCCUCUUUAAUAUCACGUCAAAAAUUAACAUUAAAUUACUACACAAUAAAACAUACUAAUUUGGGUAAAUUCCAUAAAUUUCAAUGAAUGAAUGUGUGUUUGUAUGUAUGUGUGUAAUAUAUUUGUCUUUUGCUCGAAUACAGUUGUUGAUAACAAUAUUAUUACUACUACUAUCAUCUUUAACAAGUGUGCUUAAGUUCAUCGUCACUCCAUAAUUAAUUUUCUAAAUAUAUGUCUACUGCUAACUUCUUAUUCUAUAGAAUAGGGAAAAUGGAUAAGAGUACAGUAUAUGUAUUUCCUAAUCACGUAGCUGUGUGCACAAGUACAUGAUAAAGCAAAAUCUAUAUUUAUUUAACAAACAUAUUAAUCUGUAAUCAAACACGAUAGUUAUUCUGUGGUGUUAACAGAAAUUUCCAUGAAAAAGGGAACGCUAUCGCAGCGUAAGAUAUAGAACGAUACAAGUCAUACCUAAAAAAGUAUGUUAGUAUUGAAUCAUUUUAUACGUAUUUCACUUAUUCUCUAUUUGUGCAAUAUGUGCUUUUGAAAAAAAAUAACAAAUUUUAAUAUAAAUGUAUUUUCAUUAUAUGCAAUCGAACAAUGAUAUAAGCAUGUUAUAUUUUUAAAAAAGGAAAGAAACAAUAUGUAAAUAAAUUUUUUAAUAGAUCAUAUUUAAGUAACUUGGUGCUUUAACAUGAACAAUAUUUCAAGAGAUCAAAUAAUGUUCUCUGUUAGCACUGCCACCAUGUUUAAUGCAUCUUUUUAUGUGAUAAUUAAAAGAUAUCCCAAUUUGAUAUCUUUCCUGUACUUUAUAACAAAAUGAUGUUGAUGAAAAUAUUAGAAAAGAAAAUUAUUUUUUAUAAUAUUCUGUAUAUAAAUAUAUAUAAUGAACUUAAAAUAUUUAAAUCAUAUACAUGUAUGAAAUAGUAAAUUUUGUGGUAACUAACAACGAGUAAAACAUCAAAUAAAAUAUUAUUUUUUAAUAUUAUUAAUAAUAUUAUCUUUCAAUAUUAUUUUGCAAGACAUAAUUAUCGUGAUUUUUCUUUCUUUUUUACAUAAAUAUUACAUAAAUAAUUACUCAUUACUUAUAGUUACACAUAUGUAAAUAAGCAAUGUAUUGUUUGUAAGUAAAGAAAAAAAUAUAAGCAUAAUAAUUUGUCAUCUGUAAUAAAGAUACAAUGAAAAUAAUCUGAUUAAUUUUUAUAAUAUAUCAAAUAUUUAUAACAUGUACUUAUAUACAUAUGUGUUUGCAUGUACAUAUGUAUAUGCAUCCUUUCUCAAUUUUAUCUAUAUAUUUCAAAAUAUCAAUCAUCACAAUCAAUCCAUUAUUACAUCUAUGACUAAAAGACGAUUGCUAAUGUCAAUUUAACAACUAGUUUAACAAUACUAAUAAUAUUGAAACGUU